Penicillium cosmopolitanum is the source of this 390-nucleotide messenger RNA. RefSeq lists its product as uncharacterized. The transcript is spliced from 4 exons. Lineage: Eukaryota; Fungi; Ascomycota; Eurotiomycetes; Eurotiales; Aspergillaceae. The record is from RefSeq and is a predicted model, not a curated record. Bases 1 to 390 code for a protein of 129 amino acids.
AUGGGUGAUGACAGAUGGCGCGGCGGACCCAGUCGCCAAUCGUCGCAGCGUCAAUCCGGCAACCGUGAUCGAGCUGGAGGACAAGGACAAGGACAAGGACAAGGACAGGGCGCUGGCCGCGGUGGAAAUCCGGCUGGGAAUAGCAACAACAACUCGACUCCCUCGCAGGACCAGCAUGUCCCCGUGAAGGGGUUCAACGCUGGAGAGGCGAAGAGCCUGUUGAAGAAGGUUCCCUUCUACAAGCCCACCGGCAAGGAUGCCAAUAACCAAAAAUCUGGAGGACCGUGGGGCGCAAAGGCAAACACAAUGGCCAAUGGAAAGGACUUUUUCGUCGAGCUUCGGAAACAAGUGGCCUCUCUACAGCGGGGCGGUCCUCCCGUCGGUGGCUGA